CAAUCAACCGAUGAGAUGGAUAAAUCUGUACGACUACACAAAGCAACCGUCCAAUCUCCCCACCUUAAGCAAACAAAAAGCGAUACAGACCCAGAACACCACGUGUCGGUACACAUGUGGAUGAGGUUGCUUCAACGUGUGGUCGUCACAUUCCUCUCUUCCAUGGAUUCCUCCCCCGUCUUCACUCUCUCAGAUAUUUUGGAUUCAGGAUCCUCUUUUCAGUUUAGAGUAGCCAUGGCUACAGCAACUAGGCUUCGCAUUUUCCCACGAAGCUUCGAGCACUGCUUCAAGAACGACCACGGGACCGGCCAGCCAGUCGUUCCCGGACCAAGUUUAUGCCUGUUCCGGUUGGGACGACCCGGUCGGGGUAAUAGUUUGUGUUUGAAACAGUGUCGGUCGUUUAUGAGUGAGGAGGAAGAAGUUGCAGAGAAAAAGGGUGUUGUGCAAAGAGCGAGAAAGUCUCGGAAUUUAAAGGGAAGUGAGGCUAAGCUCGAAAGCGGUAGUCGGUUUUGGAAAUCUUUGAUGACUACAAUUUUGGGUGGUUUUCGAUUGGCUCAUGGGGACGAGUAUGACAGGGCUGUGGCCAAGGUGGAGAAGGUGUUCUCUUCGAUUGCCAUCCAAAUUGGAAGAUAUAUUGUAACCAUGAUGAGCACGGGAGUGAUACUUGAAAUUGGAUUUCUGUUGUCAGGUGGAGACAGUCAAAUGGACACUUUGGUUUGGUAUAGCUGGCUUGGAGGAAUUAUUAUUGGAACCAUGAUAGGAGCAAAUAUGGUUUUAGAGGAACAUUAUCGAGCUGGUCCACGUAAUGUUGUCAUAACUGGAAGCACAAGGGGACUUGGAAAAGCUCUUGCUCGUGAAUUUCUUCUUUCUGGAGAUCGCGUGGUUGUUGCAUCUCGCAGCCCUGAGUCUGUAGAUAUGACUGUCAAAGAACUCAAGGAUAACCUAGAGGAAUUUAUGACCAAGGCAGGUGACUCGUCCAGGAGAAAGCUGCAACAAGCAAAAGUGGUGGGCAUUCCAUGUAAUGUUUGUGCACCUGAUGAUGUACAGAAACUGGCAAACUUUGCUGUCCAUGAACUUGGCUCUAUCAACAUCUGGAUAAACAAUGCUGGCAUGAAUAAAGGUUUUAGACCAUUGCUGCAGUUUUCUGAUGAAGAUAUUAGACAGAUUGUCUCAACGAACCUGGUUGGCUCUCUUCUUUGCACACGGGAGGCCAUGCAAGUGAUGAAGAACCAGUAUAAGGGGGGCCACAUAUUUAACAUGGAUGGUGCAGGUUCUGGGGGAUCUAGUACCCCUCUCACAGCUGUCUAUGGCUCAACAAAGUGUGGACUUCGGCAACUUCAAGCAUCUCUCUUAAAAGAGUGUAAGCGAUCGAAAGUUGGGGUGCACACUGCAUCUCCAGGCAUGGUCCUUACAGAUCUGCUCCUGAGCGGCUCGAGUGUAAAAAAUAAGCAAAUGUUUAACAUUAUCUGUGAGCAUCCCGAAACAGUUGCUAGAACUUUAGUUCCAAGGAUGCGGGUUGUAAAGGGUACAGGGAAGGCAAUCAAUUACUUGACCCCUCCUAGGAUCUUGCUUGCUUUAGUCACUGCAUGGCUUCGACGAGAUCGCUGGUUUGAUGCACAGGGAAGGGCAUUAUAUGCAGCAGAAGCAGAUCGCCUCCGAAACUGGGCUGAAAACCGCACUCGAUUUUCUUUUACAGAUGCAAUGGAGAUGUACACAGAGAACACUUGGGUGUCAGUUUUCUCACUUUCUGUAGUUUGUGCCUUCAUAAUCCUUUCUACCAGUGGCAGCACAUUUAAUGGUACGUGAGUUCUUGGUAGAAUUACAACCUGAAAGAAUCAGGAAUACAUGUAGAUCAGGCAAAUGCUCUUUGGGAAGGAUGUCUACUGCUGUAACUGCAUAGAUCACAAGGUAAGUGAACAACACUUGCAGCCAAUUAGUGGUCUUUAUACCCUGCAUCCUCUACAAACUUCCUUAACGAUUAGGAGUCCAGUUAUAAGUAAUGUUACAUACAGUCGUAAAAUGUGCAAGCGCUGUAUAGUCGUUUUGAAAAAGAGUAUGGUCUAUUAUUAAAAAAUUAAUUUUUUUUCAUGUAGAUUCGUAUUUAUUCACUUUUUUCAAAAUGAUUGUAUGAUGGCGCUUGCACACUCACGAUUGCAAGUAUCAUUUCUCUUCAGUUAUACAUUGAUUCCAAAAAUUUGACCACCCAUGCACAAAGAGUUCAGUAAAUGUUGGGUUGUGUGGACAGAAACAGACAAUAAUUCAUUGAUGAAGCAUUCCAAUGUAAUGUUUCUAUGGGUUCAUAAUGAAAUUCCCUUUCAACAUC
Molecule: messenger RNA, 2323 nt
Organism: Carya illinoinensis
Lineage: Eukaryota; Viridiplantae; Streptophyta; Magnoliopsida; Fagales; Juglandaceae
Product: probable chlorophyll(ide) b reductase NYC1, chloroplastic
Exons: 11
Coding region: 16-1806 (596 amino acids)
Biological process (GO): chlorophyll catabolic process; PSII associated light-harvesting complex II catabolic process
Molecular function (GO): chlorophyll(ide) b reductase activity
Source: RefSeq, a predicted model, not a curated record